Camelina sativa (false flax) is the source of this 1051-nucleotide messenger RNA. Its product is annotated as vesicle-associated membrane protein 724. The record is from RefSeq and is a predicted model, not a curated record. Gene Ontology annotation, cellular component: membrane. NCBI's taxonomy places the organism in Eukaryota, Viridiplantae, Streptophyta, Magnoliopsida, Brassicales, Brassicaceae. Gene Ontology annotation, biological process: vesicle-mediated transport.
AAAAUCUAAGUUCAAUACCCCCUUUAAGCGAGAGUACACGGGAAAAUACUUGUUCCUUUGCUCCAAAGGUAAAGAAUCAAAACUCUCUCUCUCUCUCUCUUUCUCUCUGCCUGAGCCAACUCGGUGGCGCGACUCAAUGGGUCAGGAAUCGUUUAUCUACAGCUUCGUCGCCAGAGGCACUAUGAUCCUCGCCGAGUAUACAGAGUUCACCGGUAAUUUCCCGUCUAUUGCUUCUCAGUGUCUCCAGAAGCUUCCUUCCUCCAGCAGCAGCAAGUUCACUUACAACUGCGAUCACCAUACCUUCAAUUUCCUCGUCGAAGAUGGCUACGCAUAUUGUGUUGUGGCGAAAGAUUCUCUUAGCAAGCAAAUCUCGAUUGCGUUUCUGGAACGUGUGAAAGCUGAUUUCAAGAAGAGAUAUGGAGGUGGAAAAGCAAGCACAGCUAUCGCCAAAAGUCUGAAUAAGGAGUUCGGGCCGGUGAUGAAAGAACACAUGAAGUAUAUUGUUGACCAUGCAGAGGAGAUUGAAAAACUAAUAAAAGUCAAGGCUCAAGUUUCAGAAGUUAAAAGUAUAAUGUUGGAGAACAUUGACAAGGCAAUUGACAGAGGGGAAAUUCUAACUGUUCUUACUGACAAGACCGAGAAUCUACGUUCUCAGGCUCAGGAGUACAAGAAACAAGGAACACAGGUGAGGAGGAAAUUGUGGUAUCAGAACAUGAAGAUAAAACUUGUGGUUCUUGGGAUCUUGCUACUACUUGUUCUCAUUAUCUGGAUAUCAGUUUGUCACGGGUUCAAUUGCACCGAUUGAAGACACAACAAAUUACUCAGUAUGCGAUGGUUAGAGCCUUCCGCGGAAACGGCCAGACAAAAAGUCUCCGGUAGAGAGAUAGGAGAGAGAGAGAAAGAGGGGGGAACAAAACAGUACCAUAUUUUAUAUUGCAAGGUUUUGUCUAUGAAUGUUGUAUUAUAAGAGUGGGUGUGUUCUUUCGUUGGAUUAACAAAAAUAUGGUGUAGGUUAUUCUAGAUUGCAUAUCUAAAAAACAGUGAGGAUGUC